Perca fluviatilis (European perch) is the source of this 1621-nucleotide messenger RNA. Its product is annotated as nuclear receptor-interacting protein 3-like. Gene Ontology annotation, biological process: proteolysis. Lineage: Eukaryota; Metazoa; Chordata; Actinopteri; Perciformes; Percidae. The transcript is spliced from 7 exons. Gene Ontology annotation, molecular function: aspartic-type endopeptidase activity. The coding region runs from base 165 to 866 and encodes 233 amino acids. The record is from RefSeq and is a predicted model, not a curated record.
ACCCGUCUGACUUGACUGCCUCCUCUGGUCAUGAUGAUGGGGGCGUCUCCUCUUCUCCACUAACUCAUCAUCGGGGAUUCCUCAUAACAGACUCAGUUGUUUACAGCUUCAGAUCAGACAGGUUCAUACAUAGACACACACACGAACACACACACACAGCCGUCAUGUUCACCGGGACGCGGACGGAGAGCCGGGGGGACUCGGGGGUCCUGGAUGCUGCAGCUCUGAGGCAGCAGAGGAGGCUGAAACAGGCGAUCCAGUUCCUCCAUAAAGACUCAGCAGAUCUGCUGCCUCUGGAUGGACUGAAGAAGCUCGGGACAUCUAAACAGGGGCAACCACAUCAUAUCCUCCAGAAGCGCCUGCUGGAGGCCAAGUUGUCCCGGGGACAGAUGAACAUGUGUGGGGUGCCACCAAACAACGCAGGGGUCCUUGUGAGCUGUAGUUUCACUUCACAUGAAGAUGAAGACGAAGAGCAGGACGAUUUCAUCUACGUGCCCUGCAAGUAUUUAGGACAGGAGGUAAAUGUGAUGAUUGACACCGGCUGCAAACUGAACCUGAUGUCCUCUCUAACUGUGGAGAAAUUAGGUUUGAAAGCUCUGGUUGAGGAAAACAAAAUGGAGACGGAUGGGUUUCCAUUUCAGAGGAAGCUUUGUAUCGACGGACACAUCAGAGAAUUCCGCCUAACCAUCGGGCAUCGCAGAAUAGUGUGCUCCUUUGUCAUCGUAGAAAGUGACAGGCCGCUGAUGUCCCUGGGCAACAAGACAUUAAAGUCACUCAAGUGUGUAAUUGACACUGAAAAGCAGAUGUUGGUGUUUGGGACGACCGUGAGGGAGCAACUUCAGUUUGCCAAAAAAGCCAUUCAAUGAAAGUUCUUCUGAUUUCAGAGACCUGUGAUAACAACAACACACACACACACACACACACACACACACACACACACACACACACACACACACACACACACACACACACACACACACACACACACACACACACACACACAAAACACCAAAAGCAAUACAAUUAUUUACUCUUACAACUAGACGCCUCAUUGGGCAACAUCAGAUUUCUUACAAUUACAUCAAUUCACACUUUCUCUCUGCCUGUUUGCUGCAUUCAUCCACAGACUUCCCUUACACAGCAGUUCCUCAUGUAGCAAUACGUAGCAUUCUUGUAGCCCAUAAUAAUGUUUUAGCUGUCACUACAGUAGUAAGUAUUGUGCAGCUAGAAAAUAAAUGAUUAACAGAACUUGCAGUAUUUUAAGAUUCUGAUAGAAUUGUGAUUUAUAGCUAUUGUAUCUUAUAAAUAAGUAUCGUUCUGCCAGACAUACAGUAGUAUUCUACGUUAAUAGCUGGAAAUCUAGGAGAACAAAAGGUUGGAGGAUUUUAUUGUGAAGUGUAGCUGAAAAACUUAGCACAAUCUAUUGCAUACAACUGUUUAUCUACCGUAUUUUAUAAUGUUGUAAAUGUAUUUUCUAGUCCAAAAACAUGUAUUUGCAUUGAGGUCACUGCCUUUUAAUGUUUACAAAAUGAUAGUGGCACUUGUGAUGUUUGAUCAGGAUGUGACUGUAGCAAAGUGCAGCACUGAAUAUCUAAUAAAAUCCCCAAAUGAUUUGAAAGUU